Cooperia oncophora is the source of this 378-nucleotide messenger RNA. The record is from the annotation of a GenBank genome assembly. Lineage: Eukaryota; Metazoa; Nematoda; Chromadorea; Rhabditida; Trichostrongylidae.
AUGCUUGUGGUGCACUCUCUGAAGCUUUUGGCCGCUCAUAAAAUCGUGGAUACCAAGUUGUUCGAUGAUUUGCCUACGGAUGCUUUCAGAGUUCCUGAUAUAGAAAAGGUUGCCGCUGUUGCUCGAAGAGAAACUGGGGUACGGGAAAUGGCCUACUGUCAAGUUCCUGCCUUCCAGCAUGAUCUUGAGAAAAUUGUCGAAGAUGUACGAAACGGAAUCUAUCCGCUCACUGCUUUUGCUCCCUUAGUUCAUCAGCCUCUGAAAACCACGGUCACGCAGCCGUCUUCACGUACGUCCCAGGCUCAAACCGCCACGGAAGGCCAUGAACCCUCAACAUCGUCGCUCACAACGACAUCUCUACCACGAUACGCUCCUUGA